GUCUGCGAUCAGGAGGUGGCCAGGCAUGACUUAUUCACAUUCGAGAUAGACAAGAAGAUAACAAGUCAAGAACAAGCAAGUGUUGAUCUCAGCGAUAUGUCCGUCAGACCGAGCAAUUACGGUACCCGCAAGUACGGGCGGGCCGUAUGGUACAUGUCCAUGUCCAUGUCCCGAUGGAGAACGAAACAAAUGCCUCGUCUCCUCCAGUCCAGUCCAGUCCGGGCCACAGACAAAAACAAAUAGCCAUCACAGUUGAUAGUGGAGGAGCCUAUUCCCUGUUCCUCGUCCGCAACUAUGGAAUGAUUGGGCAACAGUCCGAUCAACAGACUGGGCUAUUCUUGACAAUUCUCCUACCCACCCACCUACUGUAUGUAAACACUCCAUUUCCAUGCAUACACCAGCCACUUCGCUGCAUUGAUGGAUUGACAUUUAAACCUCCUCCUCCUCCUUCCUCGACACCACCACCACCACAGAACCCCUCAAACGCUCUAAGUAAUAUGACCCAUCCCCAAAACACACCAUCAUCGCAUGGCAUCGCCUCCUCCCUCCAUUCCCAACCAACAACAUCAGAAACACACUCCACAGCAAUCCAACCCACAAAACAAACCAGCCAAGCCCAUCCCCACACUUCAGAGGCAAAUAACUUAGCGUAAGCAAGCAAACACACACACACACACACACACACACACACACACACACACACACUCCCGAAAACUCCGACUAAGCCGGGAAAUCGGAUCACUUGCACCAGACAGUAGCAGUAGCAACAAGGGAAAUAAGGAAAUUCAGCCGGCUUCAGGUUC
Molecule: messenger RNA, 803 nt
Organism: Aspergillus brunneoviolaceus CBS 621.78
Lineage: Eukaryota; Fungi; Ascomycota; Eurotiomycetes; Eurotiales; Aspergillaceae
Exons: 2
Coding region: 147-653 (168 amino acids)
Source: RefSeq, a predicted model, not a curated record